AUGUGUGAGUGUGAACUCAGGAUGAAGAUCCUCCUCAUCUUCACCCUAUGCCUGAUCUCAGAUCUGUCCUAUCAGAAGUCCAUCAGUGAGACUGUCCAUGUAGGAGGAGAUUUGAACUUCAGCUGUAAAUACCCAGAAUCCCUCAGGAGUAAUCCCAAGUUUCUCUGCAAUACAAGGCUACAAGCGUCAGUUUGUUUUUAUAAAAAAUCUCUUAACGAAAGUGAAAAGCAUGUAAAUGUGGGGAAAUUCUCCCUGUAUGAUGACAGAGAAAGACAAACCUUGAGUGUGAGUAUUAAAAAUGUAACUGAGCGAGACUCUGGUAAAUACUGGUGUGGAGCUGAAGCAGCCUGGGAAUCUGAUGAUGGAUACGAGGUUUAUUUCACACAGAUCAACCUGACAGUUACUGAUCCACAUGUCCCUGUUUCAACCUGGAAAUCAACACAGCCUUCAUCAUCAUCAUCAUCAUCAUCAUCACCAUUUGGGCUCCUAUCAGCUUCUCCUCCAGCAGGAUUUCGAGCUUCCACUGUGAUCCCUGUGUCUGUAACGCUGGCGUUGCUUCUGAUUGGAGUCAUAUUCCUCAUUGUGGUUUUACAGAAGCGACGCAGGAUGCAAGGAGAAAUUUAUUUUAUUGGUAGUUCUGACCAAGACGGAGGAAAUAACCGAGAGUGGGUUAAAUACACCAGAAGCUCUUCUGCCUCAGACGAGGGAACUUCCGCAGAUUACUGCAACAUGCGACCCACAAUACCCUCUGAUCCUUCUCAAAGCAUUUACGCCAACGUAAUGUAGUUGAAUUACGCAGCAAUAUGUUUUUUAUGUCAAUGCCAGCACACUCUAACGGUGCAGUUGCAAAGAUUAUCUUUUAAGAAAAAAACUAUCAUGUGUGUAUGUGAUACAGGAAAUUAUUUUAAUUUAUGUGAUUUAUUUAUAAUAACCAGGUUUUACAUUCAUUCUCUCCAUCCACACAUCCCCAUCUGUGUUUUUCCUCUUUAUUAACCGCAUCCCGGUCAGCUUUGCAGUGCGUUGUUUUUAAAUAUGAUUAAUGAUUUUGGCUCUAUUAAUCUUUGUAUUUUCAUCCUUUUUAAAUAUCUAUAUGUAUAUAUUGUAUGUAUGAAGUGUGUUAUAGUAUGUGUGGACUACGGUAUGUAAACCAUUGCAAAAAAUUGGAACAUGUUUUUUGUCUUUGGUAUGUAUGAAAAUGAGUGUAAGAUUACACUUUUAAAUAGUUUCUUUACGGAGAAAUAUUGCUAAAAGAAAGAGAGAAGUGAAGACAUUUCAUUUAUAUUAACAGCAAACUCUCAAAAUUAACUUGAAACACCUACUUCACUUUUCACUUCACUUUUUUUGUUUACUUUCUCUUAUAGUGACCACACUCAUUAUUAAUGAUCUAUGUUUUAUAUCAGGCAUCCAAAUAAACAGAAAGUUUUAAUUUUGUGAAAGUUAUAAAGCAAAAAUUUGUCUAAUAAGUAAUAGUCAAUAUGCCCAGUGGUGGUGUUCGUAUUAGUUUUUUGGCUGCUCUUGUCGAGGGGUCGCCACAGCAGUCUAUCUGAUCUGCACACAACUUGGUACAGGUUUUCCACUGAAUGCUCUUACUGACACAACCCUUCCAUUUUAUCAGGGCUAGUGGACUGGCACUAUAUUCAGUGACUGGGUUUUGGCCAUUGAAUGGAAAUUGAACCCAGCCCUUCUGCAUGGCAGAACUAAAUGAGAAAAUGACACAAGGCACGACAUGAUAACACAAUGACACUUUGACUAUUUUUUACUGAAAUAUUCCUACUUUGUACUGAAGACUGUGUCCACAAUUAUUAUUACUUUUUCUAGGUAUCUGGAAUGAUACUGCCAUCUAGAGGGGGCUUUGGUAACAGCUCAACAGGUUUAAACAUACACUAGUCUUUAGUGAUGCAGGUUGGGAGUCUUAGACAUCCGGCUGUCGA
Clarias gariepinus (North African catfish) is the source of this 1931-nucleotide messenger RNA. Its product is annotated as CMRF35-like molecule 6. The coding region runs from base 1 to 786 and encodes 261 amino acids. Lineage: Eukaryota; Metazoa; Chordata; Actinopteri; Siluriformes; Clariidae. Gene Ontology annotation, molecular function: transmembrane signaling receptor activity. The record is from RefSeq and is a predicted model, not a curated record. The transcript is spliced from 6 exons. Gene Ontology annotation, cellular component: plasma membrane.